GUUUUAUUUCAUUGUAUAAAUUUCCUUACAUUCUCUUCCUUCUUGUACAUUUGUAAAUUCCUGUAAAUUUGUAAAUAAUUUUUUUUCCUUUAUUUUUCCCAAAUAAGUAUUGCUAUUCUUCUAUUUAAGUUAUUCAAGGAAGAGAUAUACAUUGUCAUUUGUGAAUAGUAGACAACGGGAACAAAGAGAAGGAAAACAUAGAAGAAUGAUACCAGGUUUAAUGAGUGACCCUCUGUCACCAAGAAGGAAUGAGAAUAUUCAACAAACCUCUCAAACCACCAAUGCCCCUAAAGAGCGUCAGGCUGGAGCCUUUAUGCAAUCUGACUUUGACUACAAUUUAUUUAGUGGUGGUCGGUCGAGCGCGUCAUCUCUUUUCCCUACUGGCGCUGGUGAUGACCGUUCCAGCAGCGCACCACCUCCUCUUCAAGGUUUGCACAGAACACGUGAUGUAAAGUUUGCUUCUGCAGUAGCUGCAGCAACUUCUCAGCAGUCUACGCCUUCUGUGUAUGAUGCCAGUCAGGCAUGGAAAUUUUGGAAUGAUACCAACGACCUCGCUACACCCGACCCUACUGGAUUUCAGCAAUCAGCAAGCGCCAGUAGAGCUGGCAGCAUUGGUGAUAGUACAAAUCCAAAUGAUUUACUUCGUUCUAAAGGAAAAUUUGUUGAUUUCAUUCAGCCAGAGUUUUCCCAUACCCCUUCACCUAUGUACCCUUUCCAGCAUCAUGGUACUGCUGAAAUAAAUCCUAAUAAAUUGAAGACCAAUGAUAUUAUUGUGAAUGGUACUACCACGCAAGAUAGUUUUUUGAAACAAUCUCAGUUAUCGCAACACCAACAUCAGCAAUUGCAAGCAUUAUCUACCAGUAGCACCGCAGCUUUGCCUGCAAGGAUCAAUGCACUUAGAUUAGCCAUAUCCCCACAGUUUGCUCCUACACGUUCAAACUCUACACCUCCUACAUGUCGUCCAAUGGACAUCAAUAGCAGCAAUAGUAGCAAUAGUAGUAAUUAUGGUUACGAUAACACAGUGGCAGCAACUUCUUUGACAUCGGCUGGUAGUGGCAAUGAUUUAUUGUUACAAGAUGAUACUACUCUUUUAAGACAGCUGAGCUCAUUCGGCUUGGUGGAUGAUGAUGAUUAUCUUCAUUACAGUGCUCAACAACAGCAAGCAAAACUACAAGCUCCAACUUCCCUGUAUCCUUAUUACAGUCAACUGCAGCUUGAUGAUCCACAGGUACAGCAACAUCCUUUGAGUCGUUCCUUUUCAAAUGCUGCUCUUGAUUUGGCUUCCAUGCCAAAUGGCCUUGAUGGUGGUGGAAGCAUGGGUAGUAAUGAAACAAGAGGAGGCGUCGAUUACGAAUCCAUUUAUGGGAAAUGGUCAAGUGAAGAUGCAGCAGCCAAUGCAUAUCUUUUGCGCAUGAGCAAACAAGGAGGACCCUUAACUGCACCAGCCCCUUAUGACCCUGUUGGUUUUCCCAUAGGCGAUAGUUUGAGUAAUACAGAUAAAAAGCUUCGUGCAUUACAACUUCAGCAUCAGCAGCUAUUGAUCAGACAGCAACAACAACAAUUAUUGGCUGCACGCCAACAUUUAAUCCUUCAACAGCAGCAACAGCAGCAACAGCAUCAUAACCAACGUGGGUAUAGUAACAAUCAUAGUAAUAACCACCAUCACAAUAGCCAUCAUCAGCGCAAUAGCCAUCACAGUAAUGGUAACAAUCGCUCUCGCCAAAACCAGCACCAUAACCAGCAUCAUCAUCAACAGCAACAGCAGGGAAGUGGAAACGCCGCUCCCUCUGUCAAGUCAACAACUGCUGCUCAAGACCUUACUCUGUGUAUCCGUUCUCCUCUUUUGGAAGAAUUCAGAAAUUCCAAGAACAAAAAAUACGAAUUGAAGGACAUUGCUAGUCAUAUUGUUGAGUUUAGUGGUGAUCAGCAUGGAUCCCGAUUUAUUCAGCAGAAGCUCGAAACCGCCAACAGCGAAGAAAAGCAAUUGGUAUUUGAAGAAGUGUUACCUAAUGCAUUGCAGCUUAUGACGGAUGUAUUUGGAAACUACGUCUUACAAAAAUUUUUCGAACAUGGAAAUCAAAUGCAAAAGUCCAUCUUGGCCAAGCAAAUGGAAGGCCACGUGCUUUCUCUUUCUCUUCAAAUGUACGGCUGUCGAGUCGUACAAAAAGCAUUAGAGCAUGUUUUGACGGAACAACAAGCCAAACUAGUAGGCGAGUUGGAUGGGUGUGUACUGAAAUGCAUCAAAGAUCAAAAUGGCAAUCACGUCAUACAAAAGGCAAUCGAACGCGUGCCUGCGCAACACAUCCAGUUUAUUAUUGAUGCCUUUCAUGGACAGGUAUAUAAUCUAGCAACACAUCCAUAUGGAUGUCGUGUUAUUCAACGUAUGUUUGAGCAUUGCACGGAUGCACAAACAGGACCACUCUUAGAGGAACUUCAUCAAUGUACUGCUCAGCUUGUUCAAGAUCAAUAUGGUAAUUAUGUAAUUCAACAUAUCUUAGAAAGAGGUCGUCUUGAAGAUAAAGCCAAAAUUGUCGAGAAAAUUUUCGGACAAAUCUUAUCUUUGAGUAAGCAUAAAUUUGCUAGCAAUGUAGUGGAAAAAUGCGUCGACUUUGGUUCAAAACGGGAUAGACAACUUUUGAUUGAAGAAGUUCUUCAAACUAAACCUGAUGGAACCUAUCCUUUGAUUACUAUGAUGAAGGAUCAAUAUGCAAACUACGUUGUUCAGAAAAUGCUGGAUGUAGUGGAUGAUAAUCAACGUGAAAUGCUUGUCAACAAAAUUAGACCUCAUUUACAUUCUUUAAAGAAGUAUACCUACGGCAAACAUCUUAUACAGAAAGUAGAAAAGAUGGGUUUAACAUAUAACCUUCAGGACCCAGCCCUUACAAAUGAGUCUGACAAGCAAGAGAAUGAAAAUCAAGAACAACAAGAAUUGAAUACGCAAUCAAACGUCGAGAGUGUCAUGAGUAACACUGAAGUUCAACAGAAAGUCAAUACUGUAAUUGAAAAGGUUGAAAAGAUGACCACUGGCAGUGAUGUAGAGAGUAAUUUGUAGUUGCUCAAAAUCAUUAGACGCGUGGACGACUUACAAUAUUUAUUCCAAUCCAUAUUUUGUAAUUUUUGAACGUUUUAUCCCACAGGAGUGGGUGUAUAUAUGUAUAAACUCCUGUAACAUAUCUCUUUUUAACACACACACACACUCUCUCUCUCUCUUAUUUUUACUAUUUUGUAAACAGAAACUUUUCUUCGUAUAUCAUUUUUAUUAUAGUAUGCUUCCGUCUCCCUCUCUUUUUCUUACGUAUAAUUUUAUUAUAUCUUUUUUUGGAGUAAGAAAAAUAACGUUCUUUUCGACAUUUAUACACAUAUCGUUUUCCCUAUCAACAUUAUAUAAAUAAAGUUAACCACUAUUAAUCUCUGAGUCUGCUUUGAUUAAGGCGCCGACGUCACUUUUUUGCCCCC
Messenger RNA from Mycotypha africana, 3456 nucleotides. Its product is annotated as armadillo-type protein. Bases 206 to 3052 code for a protein of 948 amino acids. NCBI's taxonomy places the organism in Eukaryota, Fungi, Mucoromycota, Mucoromycetes, Mucorales, Mycotyphaceae. The record is from RefSeq and is a predicted model, not a curated record. The transcript has 6 exons. Gene Ontology annotation, molecular function: mRNA 3'-UTR binding. Gene Ontology annotation, cellular component: cytoplasm. Gene Ontology annotation, biological process: nuclear-transcribed mRNA catabolic process, deadenylation-dependent decay.